Molecule: messenger RNA, 8826 nt
Organism: Acipenser ruthenus (sterlet)
Lineage: Eukaryota; Metazoa; Chordata; Actinopteri; Acipenseriformes; Acipenseridae
Product: 1-acyl-sn-glycerol-3-phosphate acyltransferase alpha-like
Exons: 7
Coding region: 927-1790 (287 amino acids)
Biological process (GO): phosphatidic acid biosynthetic process
Cellular component (GO): endoplasmic reticulum; membrane
Molecular function (GO): 1-acylglycerol-3-phosphate O-acyltransferase activity
Source: RefSeq, a predicted model, not a curated record
UAUAUAUAUAUAUAUAUAUAUAUAUAUAUAUAUAUAUAUAUAAACGAAACACGGCGAUUCCAGCAUCAUUCACAAAUCUUCCAAGAACAUGCAGAGGACCACGGGAAAGAAACGGGGACGGUUCAGUUAUUUUCGACACUUGCUGCUUUGAUUGAAAUUUAAGACAAAAUACGGGACUUUUUAAAAUGUUCAAAUAAACAAACAAAAAACGGAGAUGCUUCACAAUAUUAGACAUCAUUAGGAGAGGCGUUUUUUUUUUUUUUUUUUACCCGACAGGAAUAUCGAAAACCUUUUUCUUUUUAACCGAAUUUCUGCACGUUUUGUAUUACAUUUUCUGUAUUUAUUAUUAUUAUUAUUAUUAUUAUUAUUAUUAUUAUUAUUAUUAUUUCGGGAGUGGGGUUGUAUAUUUUUAAUAUUUGUGAAAUAUAUUUUGAUAUGACCCACUCCCACACAGUUUAUUUAUUUGACCCCCUUCUUUCACAAUCUGGAAUGCAUAUAAUAAUUGUAUGCCUUCUUCCAUUAUGUUUUAAAAACCUAAGUUUCGUUUCAUAAUUUUGUAUAUUACGUCUUUUGUAUUUGUGCUCAAUGAAGCAGGAUAGCGAGGACUGCGGCCUAGUACAAUUCGACCACAUUCCAUGCUUGGAUGUUAUAUUAAUAAUAAUACAAUUUCUGUAAAAAAAUAUUACACACAACUGACUUUUACUGUAGUACAGCCAAACGAAGAACCGGUAAACAGAAGCUGGCGCACAUUUUAUAUUUCAUUUGACUUCAUUUGAUGUGGCAAUUUUAUAACGAAAAUACGAAAACAUAAAACAACCACCUCAAGUUUGUGGUAACUACUGUCAGUUUCAAAGUACAAGGAAAAACACCGACCAACUUUGAAGUCUUUUAUUAAAAAGGAAUUGCAAAAAACAGUGCUGCUGAGUAUGGAUCUCUCGGUGGCUCAGGGCUUGCUGAUUUGUCUGCUCAUCCUGGUCCCGCUGCUGUACGAGUGGAUCCCCUCCUUCAAGUUCUUCUGCAAGAUGGCGUUCUUCUACAGCUGGAUCCUCGCCCUGGCCGUGCUCGCAAUACCCAUCUGCGCAGUGAGGGGGCGCAACGUCGAGAACAUGAAGGUGCUCCAGUUCAUGUUGCUCCACAUCAAGUACCUGUACGGGAUAAAGAUUGAUGUGAAGGGCUGGGAGAACUUCCCUCUGAAGGAGCCCUACGUGGUCGUGUCCAACCAUCAGAGCUCCAUCGACCUGCUGGGUAUGAUGGAGGUGCUGCCCUCACGCUGUGUCCCCAUUGCGAAGCGGGAGCUCAUGUACGCCGGCACGGUUGGUCUGGCAUGUUGGCUCGCCGGCGUGAUCUUCAUAAACCGCAAGAAGACGGAUGAUGCCAUCAGCGUGAUGUCAGAGACAGCGCAGACCAUGCUCAAGGAAGACGUGCGUGUGUGGGUGUUCCCUGAAGGCACUCGGAAUCAGGAUGGGUCGAUGCUGCCGUUCAAGAGAGGAGCCUUCCACCUAGCAGUGCAGGCACGGGUUCCCAUAAUUCCAGUUGUGAUGUCGUCCUAUAAAGAGUUCUACAAUAUAAAGGAGAACAAGUUCACCACAGGGACCUGCGUGGUGCGGAUCCUCCCCAGGAUCGACACUAAAGGCCUGACUCCGGACGACGUUGCAGAUCUUGCGGACCGCACCCGGCAAACCAUGCUGUCCACCUUCCUGCAGCUCUCCAGCACCCCCUGCCCUGCCAGCGGGGAACAUGCGGGACACACGCCGUGCAGCGCAGAGAGAGAGACCCACGACGUGCAGUGAGGAGACGCGCAGACACACCAACAUGCAACCCCAUCCCGCCUUUCCACGGGAGACACCUGCCAGCUUCUACAGUGCGUGAGAGAGGAGAGGGAGAGAGGGAUAAGGGUGGCCGAUCUUAAAAUUGAGAAAGGAGUCAAGCAGACAAACGUUUCAGGCAAUGCCUUCAUUAGAUGUUUAUCUGUAACUGUAUCAUAAAUCUGUGAAACUGGAGAAAAUUCAAUGCGGACAAGCAUUUCCGGCUAGUGCCUUCUAGGGGUGUAUCAAUGAAUCGUGAUUCUACGAAACCAAAAGCACCACAACAACAUAGCUCAUUGUAGUUUACCAAAUGGGUCCUGAAUGAAGAGAAAGUAUCUUUUUUUUUUUUUUUUUUUUUUUUAAACAAAAUGGUCUGUCGUUAAAUAAUCAUUUGAUCUUCUACACAUCGUACAAGCAGCCAAACAUACGUCCUGAUACGUAUCGUACUGCGAUUAUUGUUGUUAUUAUAGGCAGUUUAUCCAGAACUUCAAACACUCAGUUUUCCAGUAUCUCUCCUACACAUUACACUGAUGAAGGCAUUAAACGUUUGCUCUUACAGUUUCACCUCAGUAACACUGAUGAAGGCACUAGCUGAAACGCUUGUCUGCUUGACUCAGUUUCUUCUAGUUUCUGUAACACUGAUGAAGGCACUAGCUGAAACGCUUGUCUGCUUGACUCAGUUUCUUCUAGUUUCUGUAACACUGAUGAAGGCACUAGCUGAAACGCUUGUCUGCUUGACUCAGUUUCUUCUAGUUUCAGUAACACUGAUGAAGGCACUAGCUGAAACGCUUGUCUGCUUGACUCAGUUUCUUCUAGUUUCUGUAACACUGAUGAAGGCACUAGCUGAAACGCUUGUCUGCUUGACUCAGUUUCUUCUAGUUUCUGUAACACUGAUGAAGGCAGUAGCUGAAACGCUUGUCUGCUUGACUCAGUUUCUUCUAGUUUCUGUAACACUGAUGAAGGCAGUAGCUGAAACGCUUGUCUGCUUGACUCAGUUUCUUCUAGUUUCUGUAACACUGAUGAAGGCAGUAACUGAAACGCUUGUCUGCUUGACUCAGUUUCACUAGUUUCAGUAAGACUGAUGAAGGCACUAGCUGUGUCUGCUUGACUUCAUUUCUCUUGAGUUUUUUGAUGAGUGUUUAUGAAGUGCUUGAAUCUUUUUUGAUGUGCAUUACCAGAAGGGUGUUGUGAUCAGUCUCUUCAAAACCCACAAAUACUCCCCUUUGUACACAGACACAAGACAGCAUGGGUAAUGUUUCAGGUACAAGAGAGAGAACACGAGAGAGAAAAGGAUGGAAGGGACACGGGGCUGGUUGAUCACCCAGUUUGUUUACAUUCUCCCAAAGAAAGGUCGUGUUUUUUUUUAUUUAUUUAUUUUUUUAGCUGUAAGGACACAAUCUUCCUCCCCCCUUUGAAACCUGCUUGCCACUACAUGUCUGUCACUCUGUGAGCCAAAAAUCAAGUACAAUAGUUUUGCCUUAAUAGUUUAAUGGUUAGAUGGUUAAAUGCAUCAUCUGAAUGUUCCUGAAAUGUAGAAUUUCUUUCCUUGAAGCUCUUACUGAGUGUGUGUUCUCUAGAAGGACCUAUUUCUGCUAAGUUCUUUAUUUAACAGGCUUGCUGACUGCUCCGGGAAAAACUGCUUCUGCAAAGAUUCCUCUAGGCUGAUUGUUGGGAAGUGAGGAUGGGAGGAAGAAUAUUAGCAAGGCUAAUAUGCUUCCCCACCCCAGCUUGCAAAAGCAGUCUUUUUGGAAGCAGUAAUAGUAAACAAGCUAGUUCAGGAGGCAGGACAGACCUCCCCCUCCCACAGCACAGACCUCGGGACAGAGAGCAGCAGGGUGGAGCUGAGGGGGGCACAUGUAUAGCUCUGAUAGUCCAGAAUUAGACGUUUAACAGUUAUAACUAGGGCUUCUGUUUUUGGGGUUUUAUUAAUUGUAUUUUCCGGUGCUUAUUUUUAGCUAUUUGAGUUUUAUGUAAAUCGUUUUUUUUCGGGGCUUUCGUUUUUGAUAUACUGUAUGAAAUUAGUGUUUUCGGUUACUUUCCAAAAUGCUUUUUUUGUGUCAAAAUACGUAUAGUAACUGGACAGUACUUGCACACUUAAGUUGUACCUUCUUUCCUUUGCUGUCUUCCACAACUAAAUCCCUGUGGUCACGGGCAUAUUCUUCUGGGGUUUUUGUGUGUAGGCAUUUUUGUACAUUUCGCCACAAUUCUUUUUUAAAUCCUCCCAUAUUUUAACUGUAAUACAGCUUUAAAUCCCGCUAACAAGCCUCCAUCCUGAUUGUAAUCUCGUUUUAAAUCUCGCAAGCGGAGUCUCCAAUAGAAAUGUAGGAAUGUUCUGUUACUCAGUAGUUGGGGUGGGUUUAAAGUAUUCAGAACGAAUCAAUGAUAGAUACAAGUCAGGAAGGCGGGACAUAGUCUAGCAGCACUGGAAAAUAUGUUUAUUAUUAUUUUUGUAGUAGGUUUUAUUUUUUAAUGGGAAAAGGGUAAAGUCAACGUGACUCGAUUAACCAUUUCCACAGGUGUUUAUUGGCUAGCCACCGAUUUCAUUAUUUUUUUUGUAUCGGGGGUAUUUUAUCGGUUAAAUCCGAAAAUCAGAAGCCCUAAUUAUAACUCGCAUGUCAGAAAUGAACCAAUCACAGUGAAGUGUUUGUCAAAAUUCCAGUCCAUCUUAUCCUGUGUGCAGGUGUCAUCCCGAGCAUACAACACCACACCUGCUGCCAGCGUUCAAAAAUCAAAACUAAAUGCACAUCAAGGUACCUUUUGUAAAAUGGAUCGUCCAAUUAACUGCACGAGAUGGCACCCCUUCCACAUCCUUCCACCCUACACACGGCAAAUUCAUUCUGAUAGUGGUCUUAGCAGACAGAAUGGCACCAAGCACUCCCAGUGAGACUGGGAAUACAAGCUAGAUGAGCCACUUCAGCAGAGCAGCUCAGAGCUCCAACAACUGAUCUUUCUUUACAUCUGUAUAUUUUAUAUUUUUUUACAUUUUUAUUUGCCUUCCUAUUUUCUGUUUUGUCUCGGUGUGUUUUUAAUAUAUAUUUAUUCGUAUUUUUUAAAAAUAUGGCGUGUACCAUGUGGUGUUUUGUUUUGAAUAUUUUCAAUUUUGUUUACACAUUUGUGUGUGUAGUUCUCUAGAUGUACGGAGCCAGCACUGUGAUUCAUCGCAGAGCGCUGUAGUUAUUAUUCCAGGAAUGAGCAUGAGGCUAAAUAACCUGAAAGUGAAAUACAAACACAGCAGCACUGUCAGUGCUCUGAAUGCCCCUGGGGCAGUCUGUUUAUAUAACAAGUACAAUAUGUGGGAAAAGUAUGUUUAAACCUCCGGAACUAAAAGUACUGUACUAGGAACUAGCUAAUACAUUAAAGUACAGGGAACUCAGUACUGUACUGGGGAUCUAAGAGACAGCUAAUCCAAUACAGUCUAGUCUACACAACUAACAGCACUACUGUGGAUCUGAGAGACAGCUAAUGCAAUACAGUCUAGUCUACACAACUAACAGCACGGUACUGUACUAGUAACUCUGAAAGCCUGCUAAUUCAAUGCAGUCUAGUCCCAGCUUUAUUGAACAUUGACCAUAACCCUACUUCAUUGAAUGGGCGCUGGUUUGUAUCUUGAGUGCAUGAGAGGGUGGGUGUGUUGCAGUCUAGCAGUGGCUCCAGAAUGCCAUGCUGACAGAACCUCUCCCUAUUCCUAGAGACUGUGUUCUAGCCUGGAGAGCGGGCAGGGCUGCUGCAGUACCGUUUUUAACUAGAUUCAUCAGUCAGGCCUGUGCCGGCGCUGUGCUGUUUAUUUGGUGUUUUAUGUUUUAGUUUUAGUAUUUAUUUACACUGCAGCGUGCCAAAAUUAUGCAUGAAAAAAAAUCAGUAAAAACUGAGCGAGGUCUGAAAAUCCUGGGUGACUUAAAAUUGUAAAUAAAAUAAUGUAAAAUAUAUAAAUUAAAUCUAUAUUUAUACCUCCCAAUUAAGGCAACUUUUUUACCAGUCCUGAUCUGCUCCUGUUGUGUAAAUUGUGUAAAAUCUACUUCAGUGUAAAUUGAAUAUUAAGCCCCUCCCCCACGCAUCUCUUAAAUUCCCUCUGAGACCAACAUGCUGUAAAACUACCAGCCGCCUUGCAGCAAAAACACCUGCUCGAUUAUCCAUUGAAGUCUAGUCAAAUAAAUGAGAUAACCAGGAUGGAGACAAGACUACCUUUGCAUAGCCAUUUCUUAUCUAGAACUUUACUAAUUAAAUGUUUAUUUAUAACAAGGAAUUUUCAGUGUUUAAUAGGAAGGCCACUUCCUGUAAAUUCUCAAGUAUGCAGUUGCAAUCUGGCUGUCAGCCUCCGUGUUCACACAGCAGCAGGUGUACAGAGUUGGCCAGUUUGUUUCAUACUUAGUUGAGUGCUGUGCUGUCUUCCACACAGAUACAUGCUGCAGUCAUUCACACAGCGGGACGGAGGGCUUCUCAGGAAUGCUCUUCUCAUUGGUUAUAGACAUGUCAAACAGUUUAACCCUGAAGUUUAAAUGCUUAGGAUAUUAAAUGGAAACUCCUAACUGAGAUCCAUCAUGUCUGGUAAAUGUAUUUGUGUUUCUUUUUUUUUUAUUGUGUUUUUAUCUUGUGAUUAUGGGGAUGUGCUCACGUUUCUUUCUUUCUUUUGUUGUUGUUCAUUGCUUGUAUUUAUUAUUAUUUGCCAAAAAAAUGUGUGUUCUUGUAUAACUUUUUUGUUUUUGUUUUGAUAUACUUUUCUGUUUUGGAAAUAGAGAGGCGGGGAGGAAGGUUGAUUUUUAUCUUUAAGUAGCUUCAGGAGUACUUUCCAUUUCUUUUUAACAUUCCCCUUACUGGUGUUUGCAGUCAUUCUGACUUCUUCUGUUGCUCCUCAAUGGAAUCCUUCUCACUUCUCUAGAUCUGCCUUUACCUGGCUUUGAGCUGCUUUGAGCUGCUUUGAGCUUGCCUGGAGAACCCCAAGUGCCAGGCACUGAACAGCCUUCCUCAUUCCAUUCAAGUCACAUGACAGUGUGACCUUUAAACUCUGCUCUGCCUAUCUGCUCUCUGUAUCCAUGUAGAGAAGGGUCUGGGUUAGAUCCAUGUGGAGAAGGCUCUGGGUUAGAUUGAGUCCUAUUGUCACAUGAUUGUGCUUUUUAUAUGGUGCUUGCAUUAAAAAUGUAAACUGCCUUUUUUAACUUUGAUUUUCUAGUAUUUAGACACGGACAGAGAGAGCUAGGGUAGGUGGGAAGUAAUGCAAGUGUUUGGACAGCCAGAACAUAAAUAAUACAAGACAAAAACUAACCGGACAGCUUCCUCUGUUCCAGUUUUUCUUUGUUUCCUUCGCUUGUGAAGUCCAAGCUAAACAAUCGAUGUACAGACACCUGCAGCUCAUGGUUGGCCAAUGUGGUAUAACCCUGCUGUCGCUGUUACCUACUUGUGGGAUCAACUAUUUAAGUUUGAUGUUGGGCAAUCGAAAACUAACCCUGGGUUGCUGUUUAAUGGAUUUUGUCUUUUUUUUUUUUUUGUAAAUUACUUUUUGAUCAGUGUAAGUAUGCUUGUUGCUCUGGACAAAAAAAAACAUGAAGACUUCUAAAGACUGCAUUAAGUGGAAAUGCCUUUUUUGUCCUCCACCUUGGAACUUUUUUUUCAGUGGAUUUGGACGAUUUAAAAAAACAUUUUAAAAUAAACUUGAAAGAUAAUCCAUUCAGUUCAGAAUUAUCUUUGCACUGGACAAAGGACCUAACUCCUCCCUCAUCCAACCCCCAUAGGAUGCUGCCACCAUUCCGUCACUGCAACCCCCCAAUAAGAUUGAACUGUAAAUAUUACAAGCUCUUUUGAUUGGGUGUUUGGGACCAGGUAAUUAGCAUUUAGGGGGUGGAAGAGCCAGUGAAUGCAAUUUUAAAAAGUGUAACCUAUAAAACUAAAAACUACACCUACCAGCAUGCAUCUAUCCUCAUCGUAACAGUGAGGACUGAUGGUUGCUGAAGAAUUGCUACUGAAAUAAUCAGGAGAUUGCCAGUCGCAAUCUGAACAGUCAGUAAUCAGAAUGAAAACUACAGCUCCUAGCAUGCCUCUGCACUAGCGGGAACAGAGGGAUGAUGGGAGCUGUAGUUCUUUAUACAGGUAGCUGAAGAAGUAUUACUAAAAUGAUACAUUCUUAUCAGCACCAGUAAUAUUAUGACUGCCCCCAUUAUGCUGAUGAUCUCCGUUUCUUUGCUUGUAUUUAUAUACUUCAGUUUGAAAUACACAGAUAUUUCACCAACAACGCUAUAGAUAAAAAGGUACUGCUGCUUCCUGGUACCUAAUCACUUCCUGUUGUGCUGGAGGUCAAACUCCCUCAGAGGGUCUCACUGCAAUCAGACUGUGUGACCUACAGCACAGCAACCAGCUUCCCUAAAUCUCCCUUCCAUGUGCUACGCAGUCUCAACACACAGUUUUGAAAGAGACACGUGCUAUAGUCCCACGCUUCCUUGGUCACCUGCAGAGUGAAAUCAUCCACGCCUUCUUACAUUAACCAGCCAGCUGCUGCUGCUUCCUCCAUUGCAACCCCAAGGAGACUAGGAAGUGAAACAGAAACAGGCUUCCGGAAAGUAAGGCAUGCAGAAUUUGGUGUAGUACAAGAUACUGCCCUGUGUGUUUCUUAACUGCACGUGAGACCUCGAAACCCUUAUAAGUUAUACUAUGCGUUUAUCACAGCUUACCAUGGUUUACUAUGUUUAUGAAUAUGCCUUACUGUACUUGUCUGUGCUUUACCAUGCUUUUACUAUAUGUUAUUACACCUUGCUGUGCUUUUACUGUGGGAGACAUUUAUAGGGGUAGUGAGACUGGGAGGAAGAUGGAUUAAUGAAGGCUCCUGCUGGCUCUGCUGCCCCUGUGGUCCGGCGGUUGGUUUUGCAGAAUGCAGUGUGCGUCUCUAUUGCAUUGUGCAGUAUUGUCUUGACAGGUUUCUGCUGUAGAUUGUGCCUGCUGUCUGCAUAUAGACUUUGUGUGUAUAUACUUGUCUAGGGACGUCCUGUAUACAAAUGAUAUACUGUAUAUGUUUUAUAAACUCUGUUGAAAGGGA